CAACUGGAAUACCCCACGCCUUACCCGAGGGAAAUAGAAAACAAAAUCCAUAGAAGAAGAAAAAAAAAAAAAAAAAAAAAAAGAGGGGAAUUUCUGCAACCCUAAUUUCAUUGCUAAACCCUAAUUGUUUCAGCAUUCCUCUCUUAAUUAAUCCUCUUCUCAUUUUUCUCGGGAAAUAACUCUUCAGAUCCACAAAUACAGAAAUCUUGCAGCCAUGGUUUUCUGGGUUUUUGGUUAUGGUUCACUGGUAUGGAACCCAGGUUUUGAUUAUGACGAAAAAAUGCUUGGGUUCAUUAAGGACUACAGACGCGUCUUUGAUUUAGCGUGUAUUGAUCACAGAGGAACACCUGAAAACCCUGCAAGAACUUGCACUUUGGAGGAGAAAGAAGGGGAAAUUUGCUGGGGAGUUGCUUAUUGCGUUCGAGGAGGCCCUGAAAAGGAAAAACUGGCUAUGCAGUAUUUGGAGCGGCGAGAAUGUGAGUAUGAUCAAAAGACUCUUGUAAACUUCUACAAGGAAGGAGAUUCUCUGCAUCCCGCUCUUACUGGAGUUAUUGUUUUCACGUCUACGCCAGACAAAGAAAACAACAUAUACUAUCUGGGACCUGCUCCACUGGAGGAUAUGGCUAGGCAAAUAGCAACCGCCAAUGGCCCAUGCGGUAACAACAGGGACUAUCUUUUUCUUCUAGAAAAGGCUAUGCAUAAUCUUGGUCAUGAGGACGACUUGGUAAUAGAACUUGCUAAUGAAGUGAGGAAAGUCCUUGGAGUGGUGAAUGUAGUGCUGAACGAGAAAAAAUUGGUUGGACCGACGCAACUUCCACAUCAGCCGCAUGUACCCAUUCCAUCCCUUCAGUUGCACCCACUGCCAGAACCUAUUGCUUUGGAUAGUUAAGGACCUGGAGAUUACUAAAAAUUGAUCUCAGUUCUUCAUCUAAACUGAUUUGAUGUGGACCCUGCUAACCAUCAAUCAAUUUUUUAAAUAAUAUCAUAUAGUUGUCCACUUUUGCUAGUUUUAGCUGCUUUUUCACCCAUUCCAUUGAGAUUCUCCUUAGGUUAUGUUGAGACAAUGUUCUGAUUUUGGUUUUUUUUUUUUGAGAGGACAAUGUUCUGAAUUGGAAUGUGAGCGUUAAUGUUACAUCUACAGUACUAAUUAAAAAAGGAUAAUUUCUAUUUAGACAAUGGCAAUCUUGUAUAAGCUGAAAUGAAUUCUGUUGGAGCAA
Medicago truncatula (barrel medic) is the source of this 1217-nucleotide messenger RNA. Its product is annotated as gamma-glutamylcyclotransferase 2-1. Gene Ontology annotation, cellular component: cytoplasm. The record is from RefSeq and is a predicted model, not a curated record. The transcript has 9 exons. Gene Ontology annotation, molecular function: glutathione specific gamma-glutamylcyclotransferase activity. Lineage: Eukaryota; Viridiplantae; Streptophyta; Magnoliopsida; Fabales; Fabaceae. The coding region runs from base 215 to 889 and encodes 224 amino acids. Gene Ontology annotation, biological process: glutathione catabolic process.